Molecule: messenger RNA, 1803 nt
Organism: Trypanosoma grayi
Lineage: Eukaryota; Euglenozoa; Kinetoplastea; Trypanosomatida; Trypanosomatidae
Exons: 1
Coding region: 1-1803 (600 amino acids)
Molecular function (GO): RNA binding
Source: RefSeq, a predicted model, not a curated record
AUGGGGAAGGGAGAGGGACUGCACUCUUUGGAGCUAAAAGCCCUCAGCGUUCCCGCAUCACUUCGCUUCCUACUUGGUGUAGAGUACGAUGUCGUGCUGUGCGUAACGGAGGUAGGCAAUCGGCGAUCGUGCACGAUUCGCUUUCCUGCUCUUGUGGACACGUUCCAAAAACUUCUGGGAUUCUGCGCGGAACGGUUUGGGCUCGAGUGUAAGCACUACGAUGAUCAUUCACUCCUCUCCGGUACCGCAAUGAUGCCGCCUCUGCGCUAUGUCGACUACCUACCCGGGGCGCUGCAUGUGGAGGAAAUACUGGAAUGCCUGGGAGUCAAGCCUGCUACGGCACCAGAGCGCUAUGGGGAAUCAGCGCAUGAUUUUCUUGCGUCCUUCAUCGACUACAGUGAGUACCACACAGAUGCCUCACUUGCAGAUGUACACGGCACGGGCUUUUACUUGACACUGGACUACGGACUAUGUACUGCCACCCACAGCCAUCUUGUAGAGAUUCGGUUUCACAAGGGAUACAGCACGGAGGAAGCACUACGGGAGUUUGAAGAGUUUAGUGGAUGGAAUACCUUUGAUUUGCGUUUUGACGACGAGAACGACAAACACGCAGGUGGAGUAGUAGUAAUGCCGUCGAUCCAGGACGCAUGUGAUCUAUUUGAAAAGUAUGAAGAUGAAGACUCUGAUGAUGAAGGUGAGCUGCUUCCGUUUGUGCUCCGCCCCUUUGCGCCACUCGUGGCAGUUCCUUCUGUGGAGGACUCUGCUCUAAAGAAACUGCGCGAUCAGCAUUGGGGUGAGAUUGAGAAAUUUUGGGAACGCUUUCCCAAGUGGCGCAAUUGCGUAGUGGUUUCAAAUCUUUAUGAAUCGGCAUCACUGGAAGAGACACUCGCAUUCUUUGAUGGCCUCACUAUCACAGACUCCUCACUUGUGGAGGACAACUCACCUGCACGACGGCGACGUGUAUUUGUGACGUUUGCCACAUCCGAUGCGGCCAAAAAGGCGCUUUCGUUGGAUGGCAGAAGUACAAAAGGAAAGACUCUACGAGUGCAGGUAUCACCACCGUAUGUUGAUGAGAGCCGCCGUGGGCGUGUCGUGGGAAGUCAUUCCGCCUCGGUGUCGGAGCCACCCAUACAAACGCCAGAAGUGGGGGAGUGUACAGCGUCUUCGAGCCCGCCGCUGCAGGAGAAGCGUGAGGCAGGUGCUGGUGGCGGAUUUGAGGUGACCGCGCCUCCGGGCAGAGAGCAGCGACGUAGCAAGCGCGACGGCGAUGACAAGAAGUGGGAUACACCCGUCUUGGUGAGCAGCACACCAAAACUUGUUGGUGCUGCCGCUGUUGCCGAGGCGGAGGAGAGCCGUUCAUCGACGUCGAUGCCGCCGCAUUCGACCAUGCCAGCACAGCCGUUCAGCAGCCCGCCGCUGGUGGCAUCCACCAUGAACGCCAACGCACGUGAAUUCAUUCCCUCAUCCGCGUUUCAGGUCAAUGCCAAUUCGCCUGAAUUUUACCCGUCGGCGGUACCGGUCGCGUACAUGGAUGAGUGUCUCGCGCCACCACCACCGGCAUACCCCGCCGUCGCCGUCGCGCCNACGGAUGAGUGUCUCGCGCCACCACCACCGGCAUCCCCCGCCGUCGCCGUCGCGCCCGUUAGCCUGCUACGCCCCGUAGCCGCUGGCCCCGUGCACCGCAGCCCGAAGGUGGGCGCCGCGCCGCCGCCGUACACGGCGCCACCGCCAUACUCCGUCGCAGCGGUGCAGGCCAUGCACAUUGCGUCACAGCUUCCGCCGCCGUCGUCGCCGCCAAUGUGA